This is a messenger RNA of Cuscuta europaea, 1059 nucleotides long. NCBI's taxonomy places the organism in Eukaryota, Viridiplantae, Streptophyta, Magnoliopsida, Solanales, Convolvulaceae. The record is from the annotation of a GenBank genome assembly.
GGUGAAGGGAUUGGAUUCGACAAAGGCGACAUCGAUACUCUGCACGGUCUAGUCGAUCAUUAUGGAAGGCUGCAACGGGAGGAAUUGAAGAUGAUGAUGGUGCGGUAGAUCUGGUAUUGGCUGACAUCAGCGAGAAGGAGGAGCAAGAAGGAGGGCUAUCUGAAUAUAAUGGUCCUUCAUGGGUACCGUUGUGUCGAAAAAGGUGGUCAAUUUUUUGCUUUUCAGAGAUUCUAUGGCCUCUGUCUCGAGACCAAGCAUGGUGUUUCGAUCAAAGAUAUUUGUUAUAAGAGGCUUAUUGGCCAUGGUGAUAGGUUUUGUCCUCAGAUUCCGGAUCACCUAAAUUCAGCACAACUAAAGGAAUUUUGUCCGCGGUGCGGGCAAGUAGUGGAUUUAGUAGUAGAGGUGGAUGAAAUAAAUGGCCCGUGGCAGAGAAUUUCAAUAAACAGAGGGUUGAUAUUGAUGGAGGUUUUGAGGGGUCCAAUCUGGAAAGGGAGAUAAUGGUUGUGGGUUCGAGUACAGAUGUUUAUGCAGGUGAGGCUUCAGAUCCAGAGAACCUGGGGGAAGGAGUACAAGUAGCUAAGCAGAAGCGAUGUAGAUUGGAAUUGUCAGGAGAGGCAUACACAAUGAUGGAGGUUGAAACCAGUGGAGGAAAAAAUGGAGUGGGGGCGAGCUCUGGGUAACACUCGCCCGACAAGUUGAAAAAUGGCUGAGUAUCUGAUGAUGGGCAAGGAUGUUGAUUACGUGAGGCCAGGAGAUAUGAAUGCUUACCGCAACAAGAUGACAACAUAGUUACUAGUUCAUUUUGGUGUCAUAGGAGCAUAAACUUGAAAAACUGAUGACGAAUGUUUUUUUGAAUUUUGAGUGAUGGAUAUUAAGAGAAGUGGAUAAAAUAUAUUGAAGUAUUAUUUUGAUUUUGAAUGUCGAUUUUUUGAGAACAUUAAUCACACCAGUUGAACUUUUAAUUCUAAUAUUUUGUUUUGAAAUGUGUAUUUGUUGGAGUAGAUAUAUGUUAGUGCACUAUAGAUGGACUGACUAUAUAUGUUGUGUUAUCAUGUGGGC